Rhea pennata is the source of this 5715-nucleotide messenger RNA. It is a transcript of the gene KIF5B, whose product is annotated as kinesin family member 5B. The transcript has 26 exons. The record is from RefSeq and is a predicted model, not a curated record. Gene Ontology annotation, molecular function: ATP binding; microtubule binding; microtubule motor activity. Gene Ontology annotation, cellular component: microtubule. Gene Ontology annotation, biological process: microtubule-based movement; mitotic cell cycle. Bases 247 to 3147 code for a protein of 966 amino acids. NCBI's taxonomy places the organism in Eukaryota, Metazoa, Chordata, Aves, Rheiformes, Rheidae.
CCGAGGAGGGGAGGGUCGGGGCUUGCCGGCUGCAGGCGCCGCCAUGGCUGCCAUAUUGGGGAGGAAGUGAGAGCAGGCGGCGGCAGCGGCGGCCAGGAAGGAGCCGUUCCCUUUUCCCUUCUGCUCAGGCGGGCGCGGGCCUCCCGCGGCAACGGCGGCCUGCGAGACCCCCGGAGCGGGCAGCGCAGAGGCGGCAGCGGGCGGCGGCGGAGCUGAGCGCCCCGGAGGCGGCGGCGUUGGCCUAAGAUGGCGGACCCGGCGGAGUGUAACAUCAAAGUGAUGUGUCGCUUCAGGCCCCUCAACGAGUCCGAAGUGACCCGUGGCGACAAGUACGUCGCCAAGUUUCAGGGCGAGGACACCGUCGUCAUCGCGUCCAAGCCAUAUAUAUUUGACCGUGUAUUCCAGUCAAACACAUCACAAGAACAAGUAUACAAUGAUUGUGCUAAAAAGAUUGUCAAAGAUGUGCUUGAGGGAUACAAUGGUACAAUAUUUGCUUAUGGGCAAACAUCAUCUGGAAAGACACACACUAUGGAAGGGAAGCUUCAUGACCCAGAUGGAAUGGGGAUUAUUCCAAGAAUAGUGCAAGAUAUUUUUAAUUAUAUUUACUCCAUGGAUGAGAAUCUCGAGUUUCACAUUAAAGUGUCAUAUUUUGAAAUAUACCUAGAUAAAAUAAGGGACCUUUUAGAUGUUUCGAAGACCAAUCUUUCUGUUCAUGAAGACAAAAAUAGAGUUCCCUAUGUAAAGGGUUGCACGGAGCGCUUUGUAUGUAGUCCAGAAGAAGUUAUGGAUACUAUAGAUGAAGGAAAAUCUAACCGACAUGUAGCAGUUACAAAUAUGAAUGAACACAGCUCCCGAAGUCAUAGUAUUUUUCUUAUUAAUGUAAAACAAGAGAAUACUCAAACAGAACAGAAACUAAGUGGAAAACUUUACCUUGUGGACUUGGCAGGUAGUGAAAAGGUUAGUAAAACCGGGGCAGAAGGUGCUGUGCUGGAUGAGGCUAAGAACAUCAACAAGUCUUUGUCUGCUCUUGGAAAUGUCAUCUCAGCUUUAGCUGAAAGCAGUACUUACGUUCCAUAUCGUGAUAGCAAAAUGACGAGAAUCCUUCAGGAUUCACUAGGGGGUAAUUGCAGAACCACUAUUGUUAUUUGCUGUUCUCCAUCUUCAUAUAAUGAAUCUGAAACUAAAUCUACUCUUCUGUUUGGCCAAAGAGCAAAGACCAUUAAGAACACAGUCUGUGUCAAUGUGGAGCUCACUGCAGAACAAUGGAAGAAGAAAUAUGAAAAAGAAAAAGAGAAAAACAAGACUUUGCGUAACACCAUACAGUGGCUAGAAAAUGAACUCAACAGAUGGCGGAAUGGGGAGACUGUACCAGUUGAUGAGCAGUUUGACAAAGAGAAGGCUAAUUUAGAAGCUUUCACAGUGGACAAGGAUAUUACUGUUAUUAAUGAUAAACCAGCUACCACAAUUGGAGUAACUGGCAAUUUCACUGAUGCUGAGAGAAGAAAAUGUGAGGAAGAAAUUGCCAAACUAUACAAACAACUGGAUGACAAGGAUGAAGAAAUUAAUCAGCAGAGCCAACUAGUAGAAAAACUAAAAACGCAAAUGUUGGAUCAGGAGGAGCUUCUCGCUUCUACCAGACGGGACCAAGACAACCUGCAAGCAGAACUGAAUCGCCUCCAAGCUGAAAAUGAUGCAUCUAAAGAAGAAGUGAAAGAGGUGCUACAGGCCCUUGAAGAACUAGCUGUCAACUAUGAUCAGAAGUCUCAGGAAGUAGAAGAUAAGGCAAAGGAAUAUGAACUGCUUAGUGAUGAACUCAAUCAAAAAUCGGUCACUUUAGCCAGUAUAGAUGCAGAGCUUCAGAAGCUGAAAGAAAUGACCAACCAUCAGAAGAAACGAGCAACAGAGAUGAUGGCCUCCUUACUAAAAGAUCUUGCAGAAAUAGGAAUUGCAGUAGGAAAUAAUGAUGUCAAGCAGCCUGAGGGAACUGGCAUGAUAGAUGAAGAGUUCACUGUUGCAAGACUGUACAUUAGUAAAAUGAAAUCAGAAGUGAAAACAAUGGUAAAGCGUUGCAAACAGUUAGAAGGCACACAAGCUGAAAGCAAUAAGAAAAUGGAAGAAAAUGAAAAGGAGUUGGCUGCCUGUCAGCUCCGUAUUUCACAGCAUGAAGCUAAGAUCAAGUCAUUGACUGAGUAUCUUCAGAAUGUGGAACAGAAAAAGAGGCAACUGGAAGAAUCUGUAGAUUCUCUUAAUGAAGAAUUAGUUCAGCUUCGAGCACAGGAAAAAGUCCAUGAAAUGGAGAAGGAGCACUUAAAUAAAGUUCAAACUGCAAAUGAAGUUAAGCAAGCUGUGGAACAGCAGAUUCAGAGCCAUCGCGAGACGCAUCAGAAACAAAUCAGCAGCCUGAGAGAUGAGGUUGAUGCAAAAGAGAAACUUAUCACUGAACUACAAGACCAAAAUCAGAAGAUGAUGCUUGAACAGGAGCGUCUUAGAGUUGAACAUGAGAAGUUGAAAGCAACGGAUCAGGAAAAAAGUAGAAAACUGCAUGAACUUACGGUUAUGCAGGACAGACGGGAACAAGCAAGGCAAGAUUUAAAGGGUUUGGAAGAGACUGUGGCUAAAGAACUUCAGACUCUUCAUAAUCUUCGGAAGCUGUUUGUUCAAGAUCUAGCUACUAGAGUGAAAAAGAGUGCGGAGAUUGACUCGGACGAUACAGGAGGCAGUGCUGCACAAAAACAGAAGAUUUCCUUCCUUGAGAAUAAUCUUGAGCAGCUUACAAAAGUCCACAAGCAGCUGGUACGUGAUAAUGCAGAUCUUCGCUGUGAACUUCCUAAACUGGAGAAGCGACUUAGGGCUACAGCUGAGAGAGUUAAAGCUUUGGAGUCCGCACUGAAGGAAGCCAAAGAGAAUGCCUCUCGUGAUCGCAAACGGUAUCAGCAGGAAGUAGACCGUAUAAAGGAAGCUGUAAGAUCCAAGAAUAUGGCCAGGCGAGGACAUUCUGCACAGAUUGCUAAGCCUAUCCGUCCGGGGCAACAUCCAGCAGCUUCUCCAACUCAUCCAAGUGCAAUUCGUGGAGGGGGUGCAUUCACUCAAAACAGCCAGCCGGUUGCACUGCGUGGAGGUGGAGGACGACAGGACAAAGUUUGCUGAAAAGUAAAUGCAAUGCGAGGAGGAUUGGAUAUCGUACAGAGAGAGUCAUUCCAUGACAAUUAUCUCUCCCUUUGGGGAUUGUAGGAUUAUUUUUUUGAAAAUGUAUAAAUUAUAUCUGGCCUGUACAGCGCUCUCCCUCUUUUACAAAUUCUGCUAACUGAUUCCCCCCCAGAAAAACUAGAGUGCAAUUUUGGCGUCUUGAAAAACGACAUGUUACUUAAAGUGUAGCUCUGUUCAUUACAUGGUUUGUCUUUCAUGUCUUAAAUUUAGUCUGCACUGUGCCAAGUUGAAUGUACGUUAAGAAAAUCUUAGUUUAAUUUUUUUGGCUUAAUUUGUGUACAUUUUAUUGUCUUAGGGAAUGUGCAACAGUGUAAGUAUAUUUUCAUUUUUUAUCACUCUACAUAACACUACAUGUCCCACUCUCUGAAUUAGAACAGCACUCUAUAUAAAAGUUCUCCUGGAAUGCUACAUAGAGCAUUGGAAUUAAAUUUAUUUGUACAAUAUAAGAAUACUGAAGUGUGCUUACAACUGCCAUCAGGCACUGCUGUCCCUAUACCACGGAACUAAAGAGUUCAGUUUGAACAAGGCUAUUUAACUGUUAUCUGUAAAAUGCCCGUUCAUCGGGUUAUUUAGAAAUAAAUAUUGUACAGUAACAAAAGUAAACCUAAGUUUACAAAAGAGUCUUUAGCAAUGGAGUAUCUCAUCUGUCUUGUUCCUGAUUCUACACACAGUAUAGACUGGUGGAGUGAAAACAUUCUGCUUCAUUCUGAUGAGCCUGCAUAUCCGUUUAUCUAUUUCUAUGACGAUUCACUUCCGCUAUUUUAGAAUAGCAAAAUGAGAUAGCGCAAUCUAGAAUUUACCUUGAUAUUCCAGUACAUACACAGUAUUGGAAUUUUGGCUAAAAUUUUAAUUUUCAAUUUGAAAAGCAAAAAAUAAGAAUUACAGCAACUGGGCAAUGAAUUCAAAUUUAUUAAUAAAGGAUAUGUCUUACAUGUCUUUUUAAAGCUGAUGUGUCUGGAAAUCCCAGAGGCAUGCAUUAAAAAAAAAAAAAAAAAAAAGUACUACACUGAAUUGUAUUUGUAAUGCAUUUGUAAGUAGGUAUAUGAAAUGUCCAAAGUAGUAGUUGUCAAAUAUUUUUCUUCUCUUUGCAAUAAAGUCCUGUAAAGUGGCUAAUGAAAUGAAACGUUUUUUGUUUUUGUUUUUUUGUUUGGAGCUCUAAUACUCCUGAACCUGAGUUUUAAAAUCUUACUGCAUAAUUUGCAUAACUUAUUCAUAGGGUUUAGCCACUACAAUUUUUAGAACAUCCUUCUUCUCGAUAGAAAGUAGUCACCAGAUCUUUGAGAAAGAAGAAAUUUAAUAUUACUAAAAAAAAAAAAAAAAUAAAAUAAAAAUUAGCUUUUCAGAGCCAGUUAAUACCAACUUUGUCUAUUAGUUGACCUUUUUUUUUGCUGGUUAUUCAUCUGUGGAAGCAGUAGAGAUUCUAUGACUCUUUAGAGGGCAAAUCACUUUAGACUUUUAUAUUAUAAAUAUACAAAAUAUUUAUAUUAUGAUGGAGCAUAGUCAGAUUUGAGACCUUUAUUCACUCUUUUCUAUAACAACAGAAGCUUGAAUUUUUAAUAGUUUGAUUUUUAAGGGCUGAGUGUAUCCAUCACAAAUCUCACUAUUUUGGAAUUUUCAGCUUUUAAAGACUGUUUUGUUUAAGACUGCCAAACACUCCAAACAUACAGUUGUUUUAGAGCAUGAUUAAAGACUGCACACUGAGAAAAGUAAAGUAACAGUAAACUGUUUUAGAUGAAGUUUCACGUAAUGGAAACAGCACUGUUUGUUAUCUCUGUGUUAACCACAGGUUUUCAGACCUUCUUAAAUUGCAAUCAUAAAAACUUUCUUGAAAAUACAUUCAAAUGAAGCAGGAUUUUUUUCUCAUGCCUGUGAAUGGGGGAUUUCAUUCCUGUAGGUAAUUAUCUUGGGGUUUGGUGCUGAAAAUUUCUGUGUUUAAAAAUAAAUAAAUGGUAACUAGCCUGUAGCUCUCAGUGUACAUCACCUUUUUAUAUUUAAACUUUUUUAUUUAAAACCUUUGAAGUUUACCAAGAACUGCCUCUUAAAAUGUUUUAAGAAAAAUAUAAAUCUGUUUUUCUGUUUUUGUUUUUUCUGGUUUGGCUGUCAUGUCAGCUGGACAGGACAAUUACUGUUUUUUGUAAAUUAAAAUAUUCAGCCUAUACAGGGAAUGUUCAGUACACUGCUGUUUCAACCUGCAGUCUUUGAAUGGUUCUUUGAUGUUCCUCUAGAUCAUAUUUUUUAAAAGAUGGUUUAGGGUAGGAACUGGGUGAAAUAAUAUUUAUUUCUGGUGAACAACUAAAUUAUUUACAUAACUUAAAUACUGACUCACUACUGUGUGUAACUCUAAAUUUGACAUGAGAGGACGAGUCUACCUGUGGAAUAUGAUAAUUUAACUUCAGUACACUGAAGAUGCAUUAAACAAUUGAUUUGGGGAAGACGCCAUAUAGUUUUAACUUACCUGCAUGCUGUAAAUGUAUUUGUGUUUAAAUAAAGAGACAAAAAAUCUUUGAA